AUGUCUCUAAAAUUGUUGUCGUGCCUUUUCGUGCUGGUUUUGGCCGCGAUCGCCUGCGAGGGGCAGACCCAAUACAAUCCGUAUCUGAGGAACCCCUACUACAGGGACCUGUACUACAAAAACCGCGAUCUGUACAACCUGCGCCGCUACUACGACGGCUUCUACAAAAAGUACAACCCCUUCAUUGCCAACGCCCAGGCCCGCGUUGUGGCCCAGUCCAACGAGGCCAACUACGGCACGGGAUCCUAUGUCUACAAUUAUGAGACGGAGAACGGCAUCCACGGCGAGGAGCGCGGUGUGCCCGUCAAUAUAGGCAACCAGGAGCAGGAGGAACAGGUCGAGGGUGCCUACUCCUACAUCUCGCCGGAGGGUCUGCGCGUGGGCGUCAAAUACGUGGCCGAUGCCAACGGCUUCCGUCCAGUGAUCACCUAUGAUGGCGUAAACUCUGCCUUCUAUGCCAGCCAGCCUGCCCCGGCAAAUGUGGUCUACACGAAGCAUUGA
Drosophila persimilis is the source of this 501-nucleotide messenger RNA. It is a transcript of the gene Cpr49Ad, whose product is annotated as larval cuticle protein LCP-22. The record is from RefSeq and is a predicted model, not a curated record. Gene Ontology annotation, cellular component: chitin-based extracellular matrix. Lineage: Eukaryota; Metazoa; Arthropoda; Insecta; Diptera; Drosophilidae. The transcript has 3 exons. Gene Ontology annotation, molecular function: structural constituent of chitin-based larval cuticle. Bases 1 to 501 code for a protein of 166 amino acids.